UUCUCCUUCUUCUUCUCCCUCCUCCUCCUCCUCCGCCCGCCCCCGUCCCCCCCGGCGGCGGGCAGAGGGGCGCGUGGGGGGGCCAUGCGAGAGUACAAAGUGGUGGUGCUGGGCUCGGGCGGGGUGGGCAAAUCGGCCCUGACCGUCCAGUUCGUCACGGGCUCCUUCAUCGAGAAGUACGACCCCACCAUCGAGGACUUCUACCGCAAGGAGAUCGAGGUGGACUCGUCGCCGUCGGUGCUGGAGAUCCUGGACACGGCGGGCACCGAGCAGUUCGCCUCCAUGCGGGACCUGUACAUCAAGAACGGCCAGGGCUUCAUCCUGGUCUACAGCCUGGUCAACCAGCAGAGCUUCCAGGACAUCCGGCCCAUGCGGGACCAGAUCAUCCGCGUCAAGCGGUACGAGAAGGUGCCCAUGAUCCUGGUGGGCAACAAGGUGGACCUGGAGGGCGAGCGGGAGGUGGCCUACGGCGAGGGCAAGGCCCUGGCCGAGGAGUGGGGCUGCCCCUUCCUGGAGACCUCGGCCAAGAACAAGGCCUCGGUGGACGAGCUCUUCGCCGAGAUCGUCCGGCAGAUGAACUACGCCGCCCAGCCCAACGGCGACGACCAGUGCUGCUCCGGCUGUGUCAUCCUCUGAAACGGGCAGCGGGUGCCAGCCGGGGGGACAGGGAGACGGGGAGGGGGGUGCCAAGCCGGCCUCCCUGCCCGGGCCUGGCGCCGGAGGCGGACUCCGAAGGCCUCCUCCCCCCGCACCCCGACUUCUUUCUAAAUGUGAUUUCGUUUUCUCCUCCUUUGGAGAGGCUAACGCUUCCUGCGAGAUGAUGGGAAACGACUCGGCACUGUAGUAGGCCCUCCCGGG
Tachyglossus aculeatus (Australian echidna) is the source of this 858-nucleotide messenger RNA. It is a transcript of the gene RAP2B, whose product is annotated as RAP2B, member of RAS oncogene family. NCBI's taxonomy places the organism in Eukaryota, Metazoa, Chordata, Mammalia, Monotremata, Tachyglossidae. Gene Ontology annotation, cellular component: plasma membrane. The coding region runs from base 85 to 636 and encodes 183 amino acids. Gene Ontology annotation, biological process: Rap protein signal transduction; negative regulation of cell migration. Gene Ontology annotation, molecular function: GDP binding; GTP binding; GTPase activity. The record is from RefSeq and is a predicted model, not a curated record. The transcript has a single exon.